GGCCCCAACGUAUUCUAACCUGUACCCUGUUCUUUAUAGCUGCGCUGUUGAAUUGGUGCAAUGAGUUGGAGUGAGAAAAAUAUACUUGUCUCGCUUUAACGCAUUGCACCAGUUCAGCAGUGCAGCUAUAAAGAACAGACCACUAGUUGACAUGUAUAUAUUUUCACGGCCUGCCUGUGAUCUUAUCGGUCAUAGAAUUAAAUCCAUCGAAGUGGAAACUAUACUGUUAUCAUCCUUAUAAAUAUUCUGAACAUUUAUGUUGCAUAUUAUCAGCGCAUUUUCUAUAAAUAAAAUUGACACGUGUGCUUGUUAAUAAUAAUGAGAGGAUAAGAUAGUAGUAACUUGUUUUUUCUUCAGUAUUGUUAAAGGCAUAAAACGGUAGCAAUGGGUACAUUGGAACUAAAGCAAAAGCUAUCUGGGCACAGGGGCAGAGUGUGGAGUGUUUGCUGGCAUCCUAAGGGUGCUAAUCUAGCAUCCUGCGGCGAGGAUAAAACAAUUAUAAUAUGGGGAUCAGAGGGACUUAAAUGGGUCACAAAAAUGAUUCUUACGGAAGGGCAUUCUAGGACCAUUAGAGAAUUAGCUUGGUCUCCCUGUGGUAACUAUAUUGCAUCAGCAAGUUUCGAUGCGACUACCGCAAUAUGGGAUAAAAAGUCAGGACAAUUUGAAUGCAAUGCAACAUUGGAGGGGCAUGAGAAUGAGGUGAAAAGUGUUAACUGGUCAAUCUCGGGUCAGCUACUGGCCACGUGUAGCCGAGACAAAUCUGUGUGGGUAUGGGAAGUGAAUGACGACGAAUACGAGUGCGCUGCAGUUAUUAACGCCCAUACUCAAGAUGUAAAAAAGGUGAGGUGGCAUCCGCAUGAAGAGAUUUUGGCAUCUGCCAGUUACGACAAUACAGUAAAGCUGUUUAAAGAAGAUCUAGCCGAUAGUGAUUGGUCGUGCGUGGCAACUUUAUCAUCUCACACAUCUACGGUAUGGAGUCUCUCUUGGGACAAAACUGGUAAUCAGAUUGCAAGCUGCAGCGACGAUAAAACCGUAAAAAUUUGGCGGGAAUACAAGCCCGGUAACGAAACGGGCGUUGCUACGCCAAACAACGAGCCUGUCUGGAAAUGCAUAUGUACACUCUCGGGUUACCACACGAGAACUAUUUACGACAUUGAUUGGUGCAAAAGUACGGGCUUGUUGGUGACCGCAUGCGGCGACGAUAUCAUCAGGGUGUUUAAGGAAGACGAUGACUGCGAUCCUCAUCAACCGAGUUUUACAAUGGUCUGCUCGAUGGACAGCGCGCAUACUCAGGAUGUUAACUGUGUUCAGUGGAAUCCUGUUGUUCCUGGACAACUCGCGUCAUCAAGUGACGAUAGUUUUGUGAAGAUAUGGUCAUAUAACGAAUAAAAUAAAUAUACAACUAAGGAAAAUAUAUUGUAGUUCCGUUUCUCCUAUAUGCGACAUGUACUUUUGUUACUUAGAUCUUAAAAUUAGCAAAGAGUAUAUAUACAUAUAUAA
Messenger RNA from Ooceraea biroi (clonal raider ant), 1500 nucleotides. RefSeq names its product cytosolic iron-sulfur assembly component 1 (gene Ciao1). Gene Ontology annotation, molecular function: protein binding. Gene Ontology annotation, biological process: iron-sulfur cluster assembly. Lineage: Eukaryota; Metazoa; Arthropoda; Insecta; Hymenoptera; Formicidae. The record is from RefSeq and is a predicted model, not a curated record. Gene Ontology annotation, cellular component: cytoplasm; cytosolic [4Fe-4S] assembly targeting complex; mitochondrion.